Messenger RNA from Synchiropus splendidus (mandarinfish), 2014 nucleotides. RefSeq names its product SH2 domain-containing adapter protein F-like. Bases 188 to 1432 code for a protein of 414 amino acids. The record is from RefSeq and is a predicted model, not a curated record. Gene Ontology annotation, molecular function: phosphotyrosine residue binding. The transcript has 8 exons. Lineage: Eukaryota; Metazoa; Chordata; Actinopteri; Syngnathiformes; Callionymidae.
CCCCUUUCAAUCACGACCGUUCGCUCCGCGGUCCGGUCCUGCUAACUCUGGCGGACCGAACCUGCCUGUCCGAGCGGCUCCAGCCAUCACUUCCAUCACUUUCUUCUGGACCCAUCUUCAGUGCAAAACGCCGGAUGGUCACCAGAGGAAUCGAGCGUGAAGCCGUCAAUGCGAAGAAAGCGGAUCCAUGGCAAAGUGGCUGAAGGACUACCUCAACUUUGGCACCAAGCGUGACCCUCCUCAGCCCCCCCGGCCGGAUUACAGCGAGAGUGAGAUCCUUCGGGCCUACAGAGCUCAGAAGGAGCUGGAUUUCGAGGAUCCCUACCAGUGCUGUGAUAAGGAUCUCCCAAACGGCACCUUCACUCCAUGUAGUACGACACUGAGCCUGCCCUCGUUCCCUGCAUUCGGUUCACUGCUGCGUAACAGUCCAGAGCAGGUGAAAGUGGUUUCUCCCAAGCACAGACUAAUAAAAGUGGACUCUCAGGAGUUUGGCCACAGCAAAACACAGCUGAGUCCGGUGACUAUACACGAGGAGCCUGUGGUGCCUUCGGCCCCGGUAGCAUCGGACGCUGACACAGAUUACUCCGACCCGUUUGACGCCCGACCGGUCCCGAGAGUCAAAUCAACUCGGGAACCCAAAUCCUCCCCAACAGACUACUGCAGUUAUAUGGAGCCAUUUGAGGCUCAGAGGAUCAUUUCAGAAAUGCACCACAGGAGCGGCAGAUCCGGCAGUGGAGACGCAGGUCAGUUAUAUGACAAUCCAUAUGAGGAGAAAACUCGCGGGACCCGGCGAGCGGCUCCUGCAUCACACGUGCCUCAGUGGGCGGACGGUGGUCUUUCCCUGGUGGACAGCAGGGAGAGCCGCCUCCCGCAGAACGACGAGAGGCCGGCAGAUGAGUACGACCAGCCCUGGGAGUGGAAGAAGGACAACAUCUCCAAAGCUCUGGCUGUUCAGUUUGAGGGGGCAGAGCGAGAGCGCUCGCGUGUCCAGACAGAACAGAUCCGACUUGCCAAGACAGGCGGGCCCAUGUUUUCGGCAGAUUCCACCACGCUCCGGCUGGUUGGUGAUGCACUUCCUGUGUUGGGAGAGAGGGUGGAUCCAUAUCUGCCGUUGGAGAGUCAAGUGUGGUACCACGGAGCACUGAGCCGAGCUGAGGCUGAGACUCUGCUCACGCUGUGCAAGGAGAGCUCCUACCUGGUGAGGAAAAGCCAAACCAGCCAGAACGACUUCUCCCUUUCGCUCAGGAGUUGCAAAGGCUUCAUGCACAUGAAGUUCACACAGUGCGCCGACGGCCGCUUCGUGCUGGGGGAAAACAGCCCUCCCUUCUCCACCAUCCCGGAGGUCAUCCACUACUACACCACACACAAGCUGCCCAUCCGAGGAGCCGAGCACAUGUCCCUGCUGUACCCCGUCAUCGUGCAGACCCUCUGAUGCCCCCGCGUGUCCCUCAGUGCUACUGACGUACCCAAAUACUGCGUUCCUCCCGCAACGCCUUCCAGCUCUGGUGCCACUCUUUCAUUUGUCCAUGACUUCAGUCAGUAACGGCAGCUAAGACGAGACUGGUGCCUGUGGAUGAGCUGGCGCUCCAUACCAAGAAAAACAAUCACUCUCAGUGAUGCACAGUGUUUUUAGGGUUCUGAUACGAGGUCACUUUUACCUUAUUUGUUUUCAUCGUGGCAGAACAAAGCCAGGCAUGUAAACCUUUACUAGAGCUAGAUGGUAGCCCAUGCAGUAGUAAAUGUACACACUGUUAUCCUCUUGAGUGUUCAUGACCAAACGAGACCCCUGGACGGUGCGUCUGCUGAAUGUUCCGAUGCUGUCGCCGCUCAACUUGCUACGCGCGGAGGAACCCCCUCGAGCUGCUUGUGCCACACCUGACAGGACUCCUGCAAUACUAGCUUCAGACCGCCGGUGUUUUACUGGAAGCUUGUGGCUUAUUUACUGUGCUGUUUUAUAAGGAGUUAAAAUGUGUUGGAAAAUAAAAGUGAUGUCUGUUUCAUAAAUCUUUUCUUC